Molecule: messenger RNA, 879 nt
Organism: Kluyveromyces marxianus DMKU3-1042
Lineage: Eukaryota; Fungi; Ascomycota; Saccharomycetes; Saccharomycetales; Saccharomycetaceae
Gene: SOU2
Exons: 1
Coding region: 1-879 (292 amino acids)
Cellular component (GO): intracellular anatomical structure
Molecular function (GO): oxidoreductase activity, acting on NAD(P)H, oxygen as acceptor
Source: RefSeq, a predicted model, not a curated record
AUGACUGUAAAGAGCUUUAUCAAAAGCUCCCAGGAAGACAACUCUAUUCCUCAAGAUCCCCCAGUGCAGAAUUAUCCUCCUGGCGUCAAUUAUCUUUCGCUAUUCAGCCAAAAGGGAAAAUUGACCGUCAUUACUGGUGGCGCAGGUGCUAUCGGUGGUGCAUUGUGCGAGGGUUUCGCCUCAUGUGGGUCUGAUGUUGUGAUUCUUGACACGAAGUUCCAACCAGAACUUUCCCAACACUUGGAGAAAACGUAUGGGAUUCAGUCCAAAUCGUUCCAAGUGGAUAUCACCAACAUUGAAGAUGUCAUGCUUGUGUUUGAAAAGAUCUUAGAAGAGUUCCCCGGCCGCGAGUUGAACACUUUUAUUGCUAAUGCCGGCAUUGCGUGGACCAACGGGUCCAUCUUGAAUGAGGGGUCUACUCCAGAGAUGUGGCACAGGGUUAUGAAUGUCAAUGUGCAGGGAACUUACCACUGUUGUAGAUACGCUGCCGAAAUUUUCAAACGUCAGGGCCAUGGCAACUUGAUAUUGACUGCUUCUAUGUCAAGCUACAUCAACAACGUUCCUAAUUACCAGACUUGUUACAAUGCGUCGAAAGCCGCUGUGAGACAAAUGGCCAAAGGGUUUGCUGUGGAGUUCGCUUCGUUGACCACACCAGCUGGGAAAAUCAGAUGCAAUUCCGUCUCUCCCGGUUACACUGACACCGUGCUAUCCUCUUUCGUCCCAACAGAGCAACGCGCGCGCUGGUGGGGGCUAACUCCUAUGGGACGCGAAGCUCUGCCCCAAGAAUUAGUUGGUGCCUAUUUGUACUUGGCCUCAGACGCUGCAACCUACACCAACGGGUGCGAUAUCCAAGUCGAUGGCGGAUACACAUGUGUUUAA